UUUUGCUGACAUGCCUAUUUAUUUUGUCAUCAAGGUUGUAGUCAUAUUACUCAUAUUGUAAUUAUUACUAAUUAACUCAAUAAUCAAAACCCAUUAGUCAUCCGUCGAUUCGUCAUCUUCAGUCGCAACUCUUCUUAUUCACUACUAAAGUACUACUUGUUGCAGUAUUCUAAUAUUCUCUUCGUUACUCGUUGGUGGUUACUGGUACAGUCAGUAGUCAAACGUUAAGUACUUGAGUGUUUACUGUUAUUUUACUCGUUCACUAUCGGACAUAUUUUAUUUCGUUUGUUUAAUCUUAACUUUGCUCCCCGUCCAUACACCUAUAUUAAAAAAAAAUUUCUAAUUCCAAUAAUCUAUAAACAUGAGCUAUCCAGGAUAUCCUCCUAACAAUCAGGGAUUCCCUGGUCAUCCUGGAGUGCAACAGCCUGGCUCCCAGUUACCCUAUCCACAAUGCCCCGGAGGUAAUGUAGGACAACAAGGGUAUCCAAUGCCAAGUGCUUAUCCACCAGGCCAACCAAGCUACCCCCAACAGAGCCCAUACCCUCCUCAAGUAGGUCAAUAUCCACCGCAACAGCCCGGACAGUUCUUACCUCAGUCUGGUCAAUAUGCUCAAAAUCCAUCCAUGUAUCCAUCAUCUAUUGUACCAGGCCAAUUUACCUCACAGGCCUCUGCAUUUUCAAAUGCCCAACUGCCUUCUGGUUACGCACCACAGUCGGCUGCCUACCCAACUCAAUCAGCAUACCCAACUCAAUCAGCCUACCCACCCAUUCAACCAGCAACUUCAGUUUAUCCGAAUAUGACAGCAGGUGGUUACGAUGGUGGUUCUCGAGUUCCACCACAAGCAGCAUAUCCACCUGUUAGCACUCCUGCUCAUUACCAACCAUUGAGCAGCUCACCUGCUCAGAAAAAGUCUAAUCCAACGCUUCGUCCAGUCAAUCCAUUUGAUCCACGUCGUGAUGCUGAAAUAUUGCGUAAAGCUAUGAAAGGGUUUGGAACUGAUGAAAAAUCGAUAAUACUGGUCUUGGCCCAUAGAGUUAAUUCUCAAAGACAGGAAAUUGCAAUUCAAUUCAAGACUCUGUUUGGUAAAGAUUUAAUAUCUGAUUUGAAAAGUGAAUUGAGCGGAAAGUUUGAAGAUUUGGUUGUAGCGCUCAUGACACCUACUUAUGAUUUUCUUGCUAAGGAAAUUCAUAAUGCUAUUGAUGGUAUUGGCACUAAUGAAGAAACAAUAAUUGAAAUCAUAUGCACUGCUUCUAAUGCUGAGAUUAAUAAUAUAAAAAUGGCAUACCAUAAAUUAUUUGGAAAAGAUUUAGAAAAAGAACUUAUGGGAGAAACAUCAGGAACUUUCCGCAGAUUAUUAGUGUCGCUUUGUCAGGGACAACGCAAUGAAAAUACAUUUGUUGAUGUAGCAUCUGCACAAGCUGAUGCACAAAACUUGUUACAAGCUGGUGAACUACAAUUUGGAACGGAUGAAUCUACAUUCAACAUGGUCUUGUGUAGCCGUAGUUUCUGUCAACUACAACAAGUAUUUUUAGAAUAUCAUCGUCUUACUGGAAGAGAUUUUGAAGAUGUUAUCAAAAGUGAAUUCAGUGGAGAUAUUGAGAAUGGGCUUAGAGCAGUUGUGAAAUCCGUAAGAGACAAAAGUUCAUACUUCGCCAAACGUUUGCAUGAGAGCAUGGCUGGUUUUGGCACAAAUGAUAGAUCGUUGAUUCGUAUUGUUGCAACUCGUUGUGAAAUAGAUAUGGUUGAUAUUAAGAAUGCUUACAUGUCAAUGUAUGGAAAAUCUUUGGAGGCUGAUAUUGCGGACGAUACAUCUGGUGACUACAAAAAAUGUCUGACGGCUUUAGUUGUUGGCUAAAAAUCAUAAUAUACGUAUAAUAGUAUUAUACAGUAUUCAAUUCAAUUUAUAUAAUCAUUAAAACAUUUUACAUUAUUUAAUUUCAAGAUAUGAAAUUGAUAUUUACUAUUUUCAUUUUUGUUUUUUGCAUUUAAUAUUGAUAUUGUAUACAAAUAUAUUUUUACUCAUUCUUAAAACAAGAUUUAAAUUUCAUAGUUUAUUCUUUUUUUAUCUAUUGUGAAUCGUAUAAAUGUCGGUAUUUGAUAGUUAAAUACUUUGGGCUUGGGUAUUUAAAAAAUAAUGGUUAUUUUUAGUAUUACAUAAAUACAUCAUAAAUCUUAAACAUUUCUAUUUUUUUACCACUUAACACACGGUAUACAUUUAAACUCACUUUGCCAAAUUAAUUUGUAUCCAUUUUCAUUAUGUCAAUUUAUUUUUAUUAUUAAUUUUGAAGAUUUGUUAAUAUUUUCUAUAUUUUUUUUAUAUUGUUAAUUAAAUAAACCAAAAUUAAAUUAGCCAAAUCUGCUCGAUAGCUUAUAUUAAUUAUAUUAUGUAUUACAAAUACUUUAGAUUUUAAGCAGGGUAAAUACGUGCCACUCAUCGACAAAUAUUGUAAAACACUAAACGAAUUUUAUAAACUCAAUGUUUAUGACUGUUAAAAGUCUAAAAAUUGGUGCUUGAUCAUUUAAUAUUAAUUUGUUAUUAUACUUAGAUUAUUAAACAAAUUAUAAUUGUCUUAUUAUUUAUGUAUUAAUAAAUGCGUACGAUGGCGUUGUCAACUUA
Messenger RNA from Metopolophium dirhodum (rose-grain aphid), 2617 nucleotides. Its product is annotated as annexin B9-like. Gene Ontology annotation, molecular function: calcium-dependent phospholipid binding; calcium ion binding. Gene Ontology annotation, cellular component: cytoplasm. Bases 362 to 1855 code for a protein of 497 amino acids. The transcript is spliced from 9 exons. The record is from RefSeq and is a predicted model, not a curated record. NCBI's taxonomy places the organism in Eukaryota, Metazoa, Arthropoda, Insecta, Hemiptera, Aphididae.